Messenger RNA from Enterospora canceri, 183 nucleotides. The record is from the annotation of a GenBank genome assembly. Lineage: Eukaryota; Fungi; Microsporidia; Enterocytozoonidae.
AUGUGCUGGCAUGAAAAAAAGGUACCAUCUCUUCUUGACUUGUUCAAACUACAAGAGAGACGACUAGAGAUAAAGACAGAGUUGAUUGAAGUAACAAAGGAGUGUGAAAGCAAGGAAUAUCUCUUUGAACUCUUUAGAAGAAAAGAUGCUCUUAUUGAAUGCAUGAAAUCAAGAAGGGGUUGA